GUACUGGCUAAGAAUCAGUACAACACUUGACCGAUUCUGAAUCGCUCGACACUACGGACUAAUAGAUAGUAUUAGUCUAGUAAUCUAUACGAGCCCGCGGUUGCGGAAAGACGGCUUUUCACUUUGCUGGAUACAUUCAUUUCGAUUUCGUUGCUCACAUGCAGUUCCCAUCGGUCGUGCAUACUUACAGCUCCUAUUGUAAGUUACUUUGAAUUACUGACUCGCAUGCUCGCGGCCGUUAUUCGCUCCAAAGAAGUUUGUCGACGAAUAGACCACUUACUCCAGUGCAGUGAAGCAAUUCUGAGUGAUUUAUUCAAUGAACCAAGUGAAAAUUUUAUGAAAAACUGGCUUUUACUGAUCUCUUGAGGGUUACGAUCAUGGUCUAGAGUCGUUUGCCUUGGGAAACUGCGUUCUUUUCACACUGAGCUCCGGAGCUCCAGUUUAGUCGGGAAGAAAGUACCUGAGGACUGGAUUCUGAUAACUUGGUUUCAUGUGCAUUUUUAAUCCGAGUCCUAGCCGAGAGUCGUAACGAAAAACAAGAAAGCCCAACGGACAAAGGUGGUUAGUUAUAAGGAUCCAUUAAAGCAGUUCCAAAAGAACGUGUCAAUUAAAUCGGAAAAAUGAGUAGCAGUGCAACUAUUUCGGUUGGAAUCCAGGGCGACGGUACCAAUGGAAAGUCUGCGGUUCUCGCGAAUGGCAAAGAAAUUAGGAAGCGUGGACCAAACUGUGGUGUGCGGCAUUUACAAUGUGUUCUGCUGUUUUUUGGAUUAACGGUCGCUUACGCGUUGCGUGUGAACCUUUCCGUGGCAAUUGUGGCUAUGACUGACAACAGUACAAAUCCAGACUUUGAGACAUACACUUGGGAUAAUAAAGGUGUAGUGCUCAGCAGUUUCUUCUUUGGUUACGUUGUGACUCAAGUGCCUUCAGGACAGCUAGCGCAUCGGUUUGGCGCUAAAUAUCUCCUGUUCUUUGGAUUGCUUCUAUGUUCAGUGCUAGCAAUUGGUACACCAUGGUUGGCAUCAUUUGGAGGCCAAAGUGCAGUCAUUGCAGUCCGUGUAGUUCAAGGUCUCUCUCAAGGAGUCGUAUUUCCUUCUACGCACAAUAUCCUAUCGAGAUGGUCACCGUUGGAGGAACGUGGCCGCUUAACCACCUACUGCUAUGCUGGGAGUCAGUUCGGUACAGUGAUAAUGCUGGCAGUAAGUGGAGAGAUGGCUUCGUCCAACUUGGGAUGGCCUAGUAUUUUUUAUAUAUCAGGAUUAGUUGGAGUUGUGUGGUCGGCGGCUUGGCUACUUUUUGGAUCGAGUUCUCCAUCAGAAAAUCGCUUUAUUUCGGCUGAAGAAAGAAAUUUAAUUGAAAAAUCGCAACGAGUUGUGGAGGAUGGGGAGAAGAAGUCUUUGCCAACACCUUGGUUGAAGAUAUUCACUUCGCCUGCCUUCCUUUCACUUACAUUGGUCCACUGUACCCAUAAUUGGGGUUUCUGGACAUUGCUAACUGAAAUCCCAACGUACAUGAACAGCGUCCUCGGCAUGGAUAUAAAGUCCAACGCUCUUUAUUCUUCGCUACCUUAUUUGGCCAUGUGGAUAAUGUGCUAUGUUUUCGCCAUCCUUGCUGACAUCAUGAAUAAGUGGGAAUGCAUCUCGCUCAACUUCAGCCGGAAAUUCUUCAACUCUGUCGGCCAUUGGAUUCCCAUGGUGGCGCUUAUUGGGCUAGGUUACAUGACGAAAGAAACUACCGGCCUUGCGAUAGCUCUCCUUACCGUGGCAGUUGGUAUGAAUGCCGCAGUUUAUUUAGGGUUCCAGGUGAACCACAUCGAUUUAGCCCCCAACCAUGCUGGAACAUUGAUGGGAAUUACGAACUGUGCAGCAAACAUAAUGAGCCUCAUUGCUCCUCUUACUGUAGAUGCAAUUGUCAAGGACGAGAAAGAUCCAGUGGAAUGGAGGACUGUGUUCUUUGUUUCGUCAGGUUUCUACCUAGUUGGAAACCUUCUGUUUAUUAUCUUCGGCAAGACGCAGGUCCGAAAAUGGAACGAUUAUGGUAUCGAAUCCAGUACUGAGAUGGAAGGAAAACCCGAGGGAAAGAACGUAGCCGAACCUUAGGUUCUUUAGUUUAGUUUAGUUUACGAAUUUUUAGAACUAGAAAUAGAAUAAAGUGUAGUUGGUAGUUGUACAGAACCUCUCAGUGGCCAUUAACGCUAUUGAAUUUCCAAAUUGCCUUGUAUUGUAGUGAAAGUGUGGCGCGGCAGGAUUCGCGAGGUGAUGCGCAAAGUCGUGGAUGAGUGGAAUUGGAUAUCGGUCAGGAACAGUCUGUCCAUUUAGCCUUAUGUAAUCCCCACAUGGGCGCCAUUCGCCGUUUGG
Messenger RNA from Hermetia illucens (black soldier fly), 2354 nucleotides. Its product is annotated as putative inorganic phosphate cotransporter. Gene Ontology annotation, biological process: transmembrane transport; monoatomic anion transport. Gene Ontology annotation, molecular function: transmembrane transporter activity. The coding region runs from base 621 to 2096 and encodes 491 amino acids. NCBI's taxonomy places the organism in Eukaryota, Metazoa, Arthropoda, Insecta, Diptera, Stratiomyidae. The record is from RefSeq and is a predicted model, not a curated record. Gene Ontology annotation, cellular component: plasma membrane. The transcript is spliced from 4 exons.